CUUUUUUUCCAUCGGCCAAGUGGACAGCCUCUCCACAUGAGCACCGCCGCGCCCACCACUGUUCCUGCUUCGCCGCCCGCGGCCCCCACGACAACGACCGUCCCGACCCCCAUCUCCACCACCCCCUCCAGCAUUUUGGAGAAACUCCCUCGCUUGAUGGACGAAUUGCCAAAGCAUGCCAAGCCUGCGGCCCUCGCGAACAAAGUCCUCGCGUAUGGCACUGCUGGAUUUCGCGACAAUGCUGACAUCCUCGGGUCCACUUUCCACCGUAUGGGCAUGCUUGCCGUUCUUCGCUCGAAAAAGGAACACAAGAUCACGGGGUUGAUGGUGACUGCAUCGCACAACGCGGCCCCGGACAACGGCGUCAAGCUCGUCGACCCUGAUGGCGGCAUGUUGACGCAAUCGUGGGAGAAGUAUGCGCAACAACUCGCGAACGCCACGACUGAAAAAGUCGUCGAAGUCCUGGAUUUGAUUGUGCGCACUGAGAAAAUCGACUUGGAUCAGCCCGGCAACAUCUUCAUUGCCAAGGACACUCGUCUCUCGAGCGAGCACUUGUCGGAAUUGGCCCGCGAAGGUGCGCUGCUCAUUGGCGGCAACGUGCUCGACUUCGGUCUCCAGACGACUCCCCAGCUCCACCACUAUGUCCGCAUGUGGAACUUUGAACAGUACAACAAGGGCGACUGGGCCUCCGAAACGGGUUACUACAACAUGCUCGUCGAUGCUUUCAAGCAGCUCACGAGCGGUGUCGACUCCAAGAAGCUCGAACUUCGCACGCCGCUUUACGUAGACUGUGCCCACGGCGUCGGCGCGCCGCAGCUGUCGAAGCUAGCCAAGGAACUCGGCGAUGUGUUGCACGUCGAGAUCCGCAACGCUCCCGCCGAUGGUGAACUGAACCACGAAUGCGGCGCGGAACACGUGCAGAAAGGUCGCACGCACCCCGCGGGCUUUUCCCGCGAUGCCGACCGCGGCAAGCGCGCGUGCAGUUUGGACGGCGACGCGGAUCGCGUGGUGUAUCACUAUUUCGACGACGACGGCAAGUGGCAUUUGCUCGAUGGCGACAAGAUUGCGUGUUUGUUUGCCGACUUUUUCGCCGACAAGCUGCGGGUGCUGGACCUGGCGAACGAAAUUUCGCUCGGUGUUGUGCAGACGGCGUAUGCCAACGGCGGCGCCGGCGCAUACCUCAAGUCGAAGAAGAUUCAAGUGGGGCUGGCCAAGACUGGCGUCAAGUUUUGCCACCACAAGGCUCUGGACUUCGACAUUGGCAUUUACUUUGAAGCAAACGGCCAUGGCACGGUCAUGAUGAAAGAUCACGUGGUCGAACGACUGACAAAGCUCGAGGCGUCGACAAGUCUCGACGACAAGAAGAAGACGGCGGUGGCGCAUCUCUUGGCCGCAUACCAAUUGAUCAACCAAGCAGUCGGCGAUGCGCUGUCGGACUUUUUGUUUGCCGAAGUCUUGCUCAUCCAAAAAGACUGGACGAUCCAAGCGUGGAACAACAUGUACACGGACUUGCCGUCCCGCCAAACCAAGGUCAAGAUUGCGGACCGCACCGUCGUCAGGACGACCGAAGAUGAAACAGCAUGCCUCGCCCCCGACGCCCUCAAGGAAGCUAUCGACGGGCUCGUCGCCGCCGCCGGUCCCCAGGCCCGCGCCUUUGUUCGACCAUCCGGCACGGAAGAUGCCGUUCGUGUCUACGCUGAAGCCCAGACGGAAGCUGGUGCGAACGAACUCGCGCUCAAGGUUGCGCAGGCCGUGCAUGCACAUGCCGCGGGGAUUGGCGAAGCGCCGACGGCGUUUGUAGCGUAAGAAAUUCGGCAGGCUGCAGUCGAGGGAAUGGGAUCCGAGGAGCAGCACGAUGUGGCACUUUGUCCGCCUCUCUGGACGUUUGAAUCGAUCGAUUUUGCGACGUGGU
Messenger RNA from Aphanomyces invadans, 1912 nucleotides. RefSeq lists its product as hypothetical. Lineage: Eukaryota; Oomycota; Saprolegniomycetes; Saprolegniales; Verrucalvaceae. Gene Ontology annotation, molecular function: phosphoacetylglucosamine mutase activity. The transcript is spliced from 5 exons. Gene Ontology annotation, biological process: carbohydrate metabolic process; UDP-N-acetylglucosamine biosynthetic process. Bases 37 to 1806 code for a protein of 589 amino acids. The record is from RefSeq and is a predicted model, not a curated record.